AUGGUGCUGCGACUAUUUGUCCCGCCCGGGGAAGGCCAACACGGGCUUGUUCCAAAACGACCACAAGGCAUUGGCGCAAACGCAACGCCCCAGACUUGUCUUGUUUCUUCGACGCUGCUGGCCGCAGUGUAUACAUCGUUCGCCUCGACAUUCAACCAGCGAGUAGUCGGAGUAGCGCCUCAACAAGCAGCACACACAUCUAGGCCCGCCCUGUUUGUACGGUCGUCGGCCAGACUGGGCCUCUGCGUCGGACUAGCUGGAGCCGCGGUAAACUGGUACUACUACUCGGCUUUUGCAAAUGUGGUUGUUGCCGACAAGGUGCAAGAGGCUAGCAGGUGGAGACUGUAUCAGUGGACCAAGGGGUACACGGUCGACGAUGGUGCUUUGGCCGGUGCCGCUAUCGGGCUAUCGGCCUCGAUACCUAUGCUCCUGAUGCGCCGCCCUGCUAUACCGCGCUGGACGCGGUGCCUGGGCAUGGCGAAUAUCGGCGGCUGUACGGGUGUGGUGGCGUCUCAUGGGUACCUUCAGUAUACGGGAGAGCGGCAAAAGGCGUACAGACUUCUUGAAGCACGACGGAAGCGCAGGUCGCUCGAGUUUUGGGCCAUCUUCUGGGACAAGGAACUCAUGGCUAAACUGAGUCCGAUAAUGCAGCAGUACGUGCGGCACAAUGGCGUCUGGUAUACCCAGCUCUUGCCGGAUAAUGCCUUUGAACAAACAGAUGAUGUCGACAGUGUUGAUAGUACUGUCCAAACAACACAGCAAGUCGUAAACGUAGAACCACAACAACAACAACAACAACCUGUAGAGCAAACCCCAGACCCCCCUUUUUACCUCGAACCCGUCGAUUACACAGCCGACCUCGCCCAAAUCAACGUCGAAGCCACUCUCCUCCGAAUCCAAGAAAUGCAAGUAGAACGCCAGAUUCUCCUAGAAGAAGCUCACUACCUCCUCUCCCUCAACGCCCACCAACGCUACGAAUACUGUCACUUGCACACCACCCUAGAUGCAGACGACCGCUUACGACGCCUCCAGGAAAUUCAUCUCGUAGAUGUAGCUCACACGCGCCUGCGCAACGCGGCUGAUGCGCUGGAUAUGAAAAUCAUACACUGGCGCAUGUCGCUCCAGCACAAAGCCGCUUGGGAGAAAAAUACCUCUCCCUCCUCUUCAUCCCCAUCUUGGUCUUCUUCUUCUUCGUCUUCAUAUUCAUCCGAGGCUGAAGCAGAUGACUGGCUCCCCCCAAACUCCCACCUAAUCAACUACGCCACGCACAGACCCAGUUUCUCAGUCUUGGAAAUCGAAAAAAUGGCACGCCAGAUUGAUGCGCAGGUGCAGCGGUUUGAACAAGGAAGCGUAGAUCACAGGUUUCCCCGGGAGAAGCGCGAGAGGUGGCGCAAGGAUGCAGAGGAUGGAAGGGUCUUGUUGCGGGCGGCGGAUCAUAUCUUGUUUCGCAUGGAGAAGGCAAGCAGGAGGGGUCUUGAUGAUAAUGGUGAGGGGGGUUUGUUGCAGAGUGGACGGGGGGAUGUCAUGGCGGCACAGGAUGAUGCUACUUCAGUCGAGGAACUUCAUCCUGCGAAUGAUCCUCCCUCUUCGACCGACGAUGGCUCAGCUGCAGACGAAAUGCGCCUGAGAAAAGACGUGGAACAGUCUCGAGCGGAUGCCCAAAAAGCAGCAAAGCCGCGACGAGAUGGUCUGGAGCACAACAACCCAUAA
Messenger RNA from Bipolaris zeicola 26-R-13, 1710 nucleotides. RefSeq lists its product as uncharacterized. The coding region runs from base 1 to 1710 and encodes 569 amino acids. The record is from RefSeq and is a predicted model, not a curated record. The transcript has 2 exons. NCBI's taxonomy places the organism in Eukaryota, Fungi, Ascomycota, Dothideomycetes, Pleosporales, Pleosporaceae.